CCAGAGGGCUUUGCGAGUCAGACCUAGGCGUGGGGCGGAGCAGAGUCCCUGUCGGCUUGGGGGCGGGGCUAGGGUUAAGCCCCGCCCACCGGCGCCAUCUUCCUGGACCCGGGCGGGGCAGUGGGUUGUACGGCGCCGCUCGGGAAGGAAUCAGGAGGCCUUUCCUAGGGGCCCUGGACUGCUGUAAGGACAAUGGACUCCGGAGCUCGCCCAGUUGGUAGCAGCUGUAGUAGUCCUGCAGCGCUGUCACGGGAAUACAAACUAGUGAUGCUGGGUGCUGGUGGCGUCGGGAAGAGCGCCAUGACAAUGCAGUUCAUAAGCCACCGAUUCCCAGAAGAUCAUGACCCCACCAUUGAGGAUGCAUACAAGAUCCGGAUCCGCAUCGACGAUGAGCCUGCCAACCUGGACAUUUUGGAUACAGCCGGGCAGGCAGAGUUUACAGCCAUGCGGGAUCAGUAUAUGAGGGCAGGAGAAGGAUUUAUCAUCUGUUACUCGAUCACGGAUCGCCGAAGUUUUCAUGAAGUUCGGGAGUUUAAACAGCUGAUUUACCGCGUCAGACGCACUGACGACACACCAGUGGUUCUCGUGGGAAACAAAUCAGACCUGAAACAGCUGCGGCAGGUCUCCAAGGAAGAGGGGUUAUCUCUGGCGCGAGAGUUCAGCUGUCCGUUCUUCGAGACCUCUGCUGCGUACCGUUACUACAUCGAUGACGUCUUCCAUGCUCUUGUUCGCGAGAUUCGGAAGAAAGAAAAGGAAUUAGUAUUGGCCAUGGAGAAAAAGUCUAAACCCAAAAGCAGUGUGUGGAGGAGGCUGAAGUCGCCGUUCAGGAAGAAGAAAGACUCGGUAACCUGAGGGAAGUGUGACAUCCCUGCUGUGAACUGCGGUGCUGCCCGACAGCCCAGUACCUGCAAUAACGUGCACACUGUCCACUCUCUUUCCUGCUACCCUAAAUGCCACUGGCGAGGGGGCCAUGGCCACUGGGCGUUUUCAGCGACUCUGACUUUUUAGCCCUCAGAGCACUGCCCACUCCUUGAUUGUCACAGGGGAAUUUGAUCUGCCAUUGUUUUGGUUAUGUUGCUGACGUAAAUUAAUUUGUGUAAAUUGUUUAUACCCAGGAGAAUAUGUAUACCGUGUGCACUUGACUAAGUUUACAAAAGGAACUUUGCUGUCUACUCCCACCAUCCUUCAACUUGAGCUUCCUGGUACUGUCUCACAGAAGGACCUCUCUACCUUGUUUUUCCACACUGUGUAUCUUGGAGACAGAACAAAAUAUUGCAUAGGGAAACUAACGAUAAAGAGAUUGGUGCUAAAGGUGAGUAGGCAUCUGUGGCACGGACUCCUGUUGUAGAUUAUGAAGUGAUUAGGGAGAUAUUGUUGUGUGUUUACACCAGGAAGACAUGGCAUAUGGGGUCAGAAAGUGUUCCCGUGAUGAGCCUGAGGACUGCGCGUUUGACCCAAAGGCGAGACAGAAACGGAAACGUAGAGGGAAGGUCUCUCUUGAACAUACUUGUUCUUUUUUCAGUGUCUUGCCUUCCUUUAUCUUUGAAGACUGGCGCUUUGAGAACUGCUUCUGGAUCUGGACUAGUCACGAGCUCACUCAGUUCUUGUUUACAUCCCUUGUUGGGCUCACUGCUGUGAUCCUAGUAUUUAUAAGGCUAAAGUAGGAGAACUUCCACAAGUUUGCGGCUUGCUGGGCUACAGAAUGAAAGCCUGUCUUAGAAAAACAAAACCAAGAAUAAACAAAUAAGUAAAUUCUUUCUUA
Alexandromys fortis (reed vole) is the source of this 1762-nucleotide messenger RNA. RefSeq names its product Ras like without CAAX 1 (gene Rit1). Gene Ontology annotation, biological process: Ras protein signal transduction. NCBI's taxonomy places the organism in Eukaryota, Metazoa, Chordata, Mammalia, Rodentia, Cricetidae. The transcript has 6 exons. Gene Ontology annotation, molecular function: GTPase activity; GTP binding; calmodulin binding. The record is from RefSeq and is a predicted model, not a curated record. The coding region runs from base 193 to 852 and encodes 219 amino acids. Gene Ontology annotation, cellular component: plasma membrane.